Molecule: messenger RNA, 927 nt
Organism: Ruditapes philippinarum (Manila clam)
Lineage: Eukaryota; Metazoa; Mollusca; Bivalvia; Venerida; Veneridae
Product: cytochrome P450 1A2-like
Exons: 1
Coding region: 105-926 (273 amino acids)
Biological process (GO): progesterone metabolic process; hormone biosynthetic process
Molecular function (GO): heme binding; steroid 17-alpha-monooxygenase activity; iron ion binding
Source: RefSeq, a predicted model, not a curated record
AUAUAAAUAUAGUUAAACAGACAACAUGUUUGUAUGUCAUUUGCUAUGAUUCGGAUUUAUAAGAAAAUUUGAAAGUUUAGAUAGUGAGACAGUCAAACCAAUGGAUGUUUUCACUUGUACUGAGUGGUAUUUUACUUACUUUAAUAACAUUACUUGUGUUGUCAUGGUGGACAAAAUGGUUCAGUAAAAAAAGGUAUCCACAUGGCCCAUGGGGUUUUCCUAUUCUGGGGCACCUGCCUUUAUUAGGAGAAAAACCGGAGUUAAAGUAUUUGCAGUGGCGGGGAAAGUACGGAGAUAUUUUCAGUAUCCGCUUUGGUAGUUGGGAUACGAUAAUUGUAAAUGGAUAUGGAGCCAUUAAAGACGCAGCGGAACGGAAGGACGAUGCCUUUUCCGGGAGACCCGAAUUCGUUUCACAAAUUGCUAUCAAAGAAGCAUUUAAUGGUUUAGAAGCUGUAAGUUUUUGUAACUAUUCUCCGACGUAUCUUCAAGUCAGAAAACGGACAACAACGGCCGUACGAACAUAUAUCAAUAAGUGCGAUUAUCCUCCGAAUGAACUAUUUCGGGAAGAAGCUGAAAAAUUAACAGAAAAACUAUUGAGAUAUCCAUGUGAUGAGCCUGUAUCUUUAGAUUUAGAUAUUCAGUUGGCUGUAAUAGGUACGUUGUAUCAGAUGCUUUACGGCAGAGGAAAAGAAGAUGAAAUAAAACUACACUUGAACUUAAUCAUUGAAUCAUCGGACACGUUUACAAAAUUUGUCGAGUCUGGAAAUGUAGUUGAUGUUAUUCCUUGGUUACGACAUGUGAAAAAAAUGGAGGUAGACCAAUUCAAAAAAGCGUUAACAGCAACUUAUGGCAUCACAAAAUCGAAGAUUUCUGAACAUAGAACUUCAUACCAGAAUGGCCAAACACGAGAUAUUUUAGAUGCAUGAU